Messenger RNA from Malaclemys terrapin pileata, 1354 nucleotides. RefSeq names its product mitogen-activated protein kinase kinase 6 (gene MAP2K6). The record is from RefSeq and is a predicted model, not a curated record. Gene Ontology annotation, molecular function: ATP binding; MAP kinase kinase activity. Bases 256 to 1260 code for a protein of 334 amino acids. NCBI's taxonomy places the organism in Eukaryota, Metazoa, Chordata, Testudines, Emydidae. Gene Ontology annotation, biological process: protein phosphorylation; MAPK cascade. The transcript is spliced from 12 exons.
UGGCCCAUCAUGUAGGUGCAGCAGAGCCUUCCCUUCCAUUGCAAUUGGGAAAAAAAUUACUUUGCAAUCUGUUUUGCAAGGUGUGCAAUUGCACCGCCCCUCUCUGCAAAGAGAUCUGCUGCAGCAAGUCAGAAAAACUCCAGUUGCAUGAAGAUUGAGCGCUUGCAGUUUGCAUCUUUGUUGCAAAACUAGCUACAGAAGAGAGGCAAGGCAAAGUCUUUUGUGCUCCCCUCCCCCAUCAAAGCAAAGGGGAAAAUGUCUCAGCCGAGAGGCAAGAAGAGAAACCCUGGGCUGAAAAUUCCUAAAGAAGCGUUUGAACAACCACAGACAAGCUCUACGCCCCCUAGAGAUUUAGACUCCAAAGCCUGCAUCUCUAUUGGCGAGAAGAACUUUGAAGUGAAGGCCGAUGACCUGGAACCGAUCUCUGAACUGGGCCGAGGUGCGUACGGGGUGGUGGAGAAGAUGCGGCACAUGCCUAGCGCACAGAUCAUGGCGGUGAAGCGGAUCCGAGCCACAGUGAAUAGCCAGGAGCAGAAGAGGUUACUGAUGGACUUGGACAUCUCCAUGAGGACGGUAGACUGCCACUUCACAGUCACUUUCUAUGGUGCGCUCUUUCGAGAGGGAGAUGUGUGGAUUUGCAUGGAGCUGAUGGAUACCUCAUUGGACAAAUUCUACAAACAUGUCAUUGACAAAGGCCUGACGAUUCCUGAAGACAUCUUAGGGAAAAUAGCCGUCUCUAUUGUAAAAGCACUAGAACAUCUACAUAGUAAGCUCUCCGUAAUUCACAGAGAUGUAAAGCCCUCUAAUGUGUUGAUCAAUACACAGGGGCAGGUGAAAAUGUGCGAUUUUGGAAUUAGCGGUUACCUCGUUGACUCUGUUGCUAAAACCAUGGAUGCAGGAUGCAAGCCCUACAUGGCUCCUGAAAGAAUCAACCCAGAGCUAAACCAGAAGGGAUACAGCGUCAAAUCGGAUAUCUGGAGUCUGGGAAUCACCAUGAUCGAGCUGGCGAUCCUAAGGUUUCCGUAUGACUCCUGGGGGACGCCGUUCCAGCAGCUCAAACAGGUGGUGGAGGAGCCGUCGCCGCAGCUUCCGGCGGACAAGUUCUCAGCGGAGUUUGUCGAUUUUACCUCACAGUGCUUGAAGAAGAAUUCCAAAGAACGGCCAACAUACCCAGAGCUUAUGCAACACCCUUUCUUCACCCAGCACGAAUCCAAAGAGACAGAUGUGGCUUCUUUUGUAAAACUCAUCCUGGGAGACUGAGAAAUGGACUUGUACAUGAUUUGCCCUUCUGUGGACUGGUGGGUUUAGGGGAAGGGGUGUGCGGCGGGGCUCGGUCACGAAAGCACCAAUAGAA